AAGAAGAAGAAGAGGAACCCGACGAGCGAGAUGAUCUCGUGCUCGAAUUCUGUUCCACGACGAUGACGCAGCUCGCUUCACACCUCAGCCGUCUGAUUUGCCCCUUUGUGACUAUGCGACGGUUGCACUACUCACUCUACUCAAUCGGCCCAACGAGGCACCGUAGAUGUCUGGCUCGCCAGAAAAGGUGACGCGCCGCACGCGAUCCAGCGUCGAAUCGAUUCGCGGAGGAAGCGCACAGACGCCACGAAUCAGCGUCAGGAUGAGCAAGCAGGGCACAAGCUUCUGGGCGGACAUGUUGUUCGACUCUUUGCGCUGCGCGGUACAGGCGUGGAUCGUCAAAGGGCCCGGCUUCUUGCACGAUGCACAGCAAAUGCAGGCUCUGACCAGCAGCAGCCUCAAAAGGAGAAGGGAUGGGUGUGCUGAAGCGAUGGAUGGUUCUUUCUGCAACAUUGGACUUUAUAGCCUUCCCGCUUGUUCCUGCACACGCACCUCUUCGCUGCUUUCGUCGCGCAAGACGCUGUCCCUUUGCGCGACGGCCUUCGGCCUUUGCGAGUCGCCUUGCGUCGCGAAGUCGAGUGUCCGUGGCGGGCAAGCUGGCAGCUUGGCCGGUUCUCUCGCGCUCCGCCUCUCGCACAGGACCUUCACUGCGGGUCGACAGAGGCCACUGGUCGCUUGCAAAGCACAAACAUGCCCAGUAUCGCUCAAAAAGCCGCAUCGCCGCGAUGCAGAAGAAGUCGUUCUACUUGCAAAGGUCGCUACGAGUUUAGGGGCUCUGAUCGGCCAGCCCAAGCAACAGCAACCAAGAACGGCCAGGCACUCCAUUCACAGCAACGCGUGCGCCCGAACGGAAAGAGGAGACGCGCGCAACAGACCGACCACUCCAUGGCUUCGAGUAGGCAGUCUGAAUGGGCGAAGUGGCGAUCAACCGACUGUGCUGCUGCCAGCCUUUUGGCCGACCGUAGUCAUAACAUCGCUUCGCUUCUCGGCCAGGCAAACCCCCCAAACAUGUCGGCGCGUCAAGAUGUGCGUGUCUCGUUGCUGUUCCUGCGGCUGGCCGUGCACGGCUCUCUCCUCACCAAAACGCCAUGAUUGGUUCUUCGUGCUGUCAAGCAGGCUAGAAUUCCACGUUUUACCCUCUUUGAUGCUUUUGAAAUCAAGUUUCUCACUUGAACUCUAGACACCGACAGACUUGGUGCGUGUGGCCGUAUCCAAUUCAGAGUGAAAGAGCGGAUGACCUGCGUGUAUAAUCAAGAUCAUCUGCUCUUGCCGUCAGUCGCACCCCCACAAUUCGUGAAGCGGACACCACCUGCACAUCUUGAUGGUGUGGGCACGACACAAUUCAUACAUUGUGAUUGAGCCGGCUAGUGGUGGCGCGAGCCUUGAAAAAUGAGCCAGAAUCUGCUUCAAGCGGCGCUUCU
Molecule: messenger RNA, 1421 nt
Organism: Ceraceosorus guamensis
Lineage: Eukaryota; Fungi; Basidiomycota; Exobasidiomycetes; Ceraceosorales; Ceraceosoraceae
Exons: 1
Coding region: 167-1180 (337 amino acids)
Source: RefSeq, a predicted model, not a curated record